CUUAGAUUCGAAGAUUUAUUUUCAAAUAAUAAUUCAUUGGAAAUGAAUCCAAAGGAUUCAACUGAGGUAAGUAAGGAAGAAACAAAGUCUCGGGACUAUGACUCAUCAAAUCUGAACAUUUCAGAAAUAAGUUCUGAGGUCAAAUCACCUACUAAUCUAUUGUCUAAUCAGAAAAUUCCUUAUAACCAAAAAGUAGAACGAGGUUUAAGACUCGAGCUAUUUAUUUGCACCAAAGAUAAUAACCAUAAGAUUAAUAAAGUAUUUGAUAUUCAGGUUCCUGAAUUCUCUUUAGAAGCGAUUUUAACAGGAUCUAGUAAAGUUACAUCACAAAAUAUAGUUGAUCUAUUUAAGGAUAUUCAAAUUCAAAACCUCAUAAACGAUUUUCCCAAGUCAUCGACAGAUAUGAUCUGUGUGACAAAUUGUCAUGCACAUGUGACUGAACCAUCUAGCUCAAAAGACACAUCAAAUAUUAAGACAAGUAUACCUACUGAAUCAUCUCAUAUCUCUAAUUCGGAAGAUAUGAUAAGUGAGAAUAACAAAUCUUUACUGGAAACUAAGGUAAAUACUCCAGCCAAUCUGACUUAUGACCGAGCAUAUUUUCGCAACAAGACAUUAGAUGAGUAUUUUAAUUUAUAUAGAGAAUUUAGUCAUAAUGAUGAAGAAAUAGAAGGUAGAUAUAAAGCCGGAUCUUACUUUAUUAAAUGCGAAUAG
This is a messenger RNA of Racocetra fulgida, 711 nucleotides long. The record is from the annotation of a GenBank genome assembly. NCBI's taxonomy places the organism in Eukaryota, Fungi, Glomeromycota, Glomeromycetes, Diversisporales, Gigasporaceae.